AUGGAUCCCGACCGAGCUAUAGCAGAUGACGUAGAAAGCAAUGCACCAGCCCUCGCUCAAAGGACGGUGCCUGAAGAAAGUAGACCCGUAACCAAACAAGGAGCAGAGGAGUUUAGAGCUAACACUGAGGAUGAUGCUGAGAGAGCUAAGUUUUGGCUCAAGAAUUCUAUUCAGGUGUUCGAUGAACUGUCUUGUACACCUGAAGAGUGUUUGAAGUGCGCUAUUUCGUUGUUGAGGAAUGAUGCCUACCAUUGGUGGAAGACUUUGAUUUCGAUUGUGCCUAAGGAGGCAGUUAAUUGGGACUUCUUUCUUGAGGAAUUCCGGAAGAAGUAUAUUAGCGAGAGAUUUAUUGACCAAAAACAUAAGGAAUUUCUUGAACUUAAGGAGGGUCGCAUGUCGAUUAUCGAAUAUGAGCGAGAGUUCAUCCGGCUUAGUAAGUAUGCCCGAUAG
Molecule: messenger RNA, 450 nt
Organism: Gossypium arboreum
Lineage: Eukaryota; Viridiplantae; Streptophyta; Magnoliopsida; Malvales; Malvaceae
Exons: 2
Coding region: 1-450 (149 amino acids)
Source: RefSeq, a predicted model, not a curated record